AUGAGAGUGCAACUAGAACCUCAAGCGCUGCAAAACUUGCGAAUUCAACAAAAUAAAAAUUUGAUUAAACAUCGUAAACGAGUCAAAAAUCUUCCCGUCUCGAAUGCAUCCAAUCCAUUUGCAUUUGGCUCGAAACAAGCAUUGGCAAAAUCUGUCAAAAAAGUAAUGAAAGCAUUACCUGUGGAUCGUAUAAGACAGAUGGAGGUGAUCCAAAAUAUCACCGAAAAAUUAGGUUUAUUAUCAAAGACAAAAUUCACACACAAUGUAAGAUGUCUUCCGGCAGCCACAAGAACUGAAGUUUUAAAAUUUUAUGAUCGUGGCGAUAUACCGUGGCAAGCACCGAGGAAAAGAGUACGGUCACAGUGA
Didymodactylos carnosus is the source of this 366-nucleotide messenger RNA. The record is from the annotation of a GenBank genome assembly. Lineage: Eukaryota; Metazoa; Rotifera; Eurotatoria; Philodinida; Philodinidae.